AUGUUUUACUAUAACUUUCAAAAUAGGCACCUAUCUACGGUAGUACUGUACGGUACUAAAAAUAAACAGACUGCUGCUCCAGGCCGGAACAUCAGGAGGAGAGAUUGUUUCAGAGGCGAAGGAGUGCCAUCAGAUCGGUGUGGAGCGUCAAAAAGGGCGGAGCAACGUAUGGCACAGCUGCGCCUUUAUCAGCGCCUUUUUCUGCCGGAGCUCCGCGACAAGCCGCGACGCCUUCAGCGCCAUUAA
This is a messenger RNA of Spodoptera exigua (beet armyworm), 246 nucleotides long. The record is from the annotation of a GenBank genome assembly. Lineage: Eukaryota; Metazoa; Arthropoda; Insecta; Lepidoptera; Noctuidae.